Messenger RNA from Clunio marinus, 1019 nucleotides. The record is from the annotation of a GenBank genome assembly. Lineage: Eukaryota; Metazoa; Arthropoda; Insecta; Diptera; Chironomidae.
ACUCCUCAAUCGUGCAUCACAUUCAGAAAAGUAUUAAAAAUCGUACACGAUGGCUCUAAAUUUGACGGUAAAAAUUCAUCCUGUGGUUUUGUUUCAAAUAGUAGAUGCUUAUGAACGAAGAAAUGCAGAUUCUCAUCGUGUCAUUGGUACUCUCUUAGGUUCCACUGAAAAAGGAGUCGUUGAAGUAACAAACUGCUUCUGUGUGCCUCACAAAGAAACACCUGAUCAGGUAGAAGCUGAAAUCAACUUUGCUUCUGAUGUCUACGAGUUAAAUCGACGUGUAAAUUCAGCAGAGACUAUUCUCGGCUGGUGGGCUACUGGAAAUGAAGUUACAAGUCAUAGCUCUAUUAUCCAUGAAUACUACAAGCGUGAGUGCAAUAAUCCCAUUCAUUUGACUGUCGAUACAUCACUGCAAGGAGGACGUAUGGGCUUGAAAGCUUACGUUUGUGUUCCACUUGGUGUACCUGGAGGUAAACCCGGCUGCAUGUUCACACCAAUCAAAGUCGAAAGUGUGUGUUAUGAACCAGAAGUAGUUGCCUUAAAAUUGGCACAAAAAACCAUUGGAACACGCUCAAAGCAAGUCGAACCAAUGAUGGAUUUGGCUCAAAUCUCAGAAGCAAGUGGGAAGUUGCUGGAGCUUCUCAAUCAAGUCCUUCAAUAUGUUGAAGAAGUUCUCAAUGAAAAACAACAACCGGACAAUGCUGUAGGACGUUCACUUUUGGAUCUCAUCCAUUCCGUUCCCAACAUGACACAUGAUCAGUUCGCAACGAUGUUCAAUUCGAACGUCAAAGAUCUUUUGAUGGUCGUGACUCUCUCACAACUAAUCAAGACACAACUCCAACUUAAUGAACGUUUGACUAUGCUCAGCACCACAUAAAUGUUCAAUGUUUGUAAACAUUAAGUGAACAAAAAAAUAAAAUAUCAAUUUUUAAACAAUAAAUUAAAUAAUUGAAAAUCUAAAUUGUGCGAGGGAAAAAAUGGUCAAAUAAAAAAAAUUCGUGCGAUGUAAGCACAAAGGC